CCUCUGAAAUUCAAAUUUCGGAUACUCACUCUCUCUCUCCACCCUCCCCAUUUCUCUCUGUAAGAUUUCCACUCUCCGGAAACAACCACACGUCGCCGUUUCGUCAACCUAAACCACAGCGAGCGAAGAUGAAAGCCGAAGAUCAAAGCCAGAUGCAGCUAGUCGAACGCGAAGACAUCGACGAUGAAGACGACCUCUUCGAAGCCAUCGAUAAGCUGAUUGCUCAGGGAAUCAAUGCCGGAGAUGUUAAGAAGCUUCAGGAUGCUGGGAUCUACACCUGCAAUGGUUUGAUGAUGCACACCAAGAAGAACUUGACUGGAAUUAAAGGCUUAUCUGAGGCCAAAGUUGAUAAGAUUUGUGAAGCUGCUGAGAAGAUAGUGAACUUUGGAUAUAUAACUGGCAGUGAUGCUCUAACCAGAAGGAAGUCUGUGAUUCGCAUUACAACUGGGAGCCAAGCACUUGAUGAACUAUUAGGCGGAGGGGUUGAAACUCUAGCAAUCACAGAAGCCUUUGGGGAAUUUCGGUCUGGGAAAACACAGCUUGCACACACACUCUGCGUAACUACACAGCUUCCUACUAACAUGCAUGGAGGGAAUGGAAAGGUUGCUUACAUUGAUACUGAGGGAACAUUCCGGCCUGAACGAAUUAUACCUAUAGCUGAAAGAUUCGGCUUGGACCCAGGAGCUGUUCUCGACAAUAUCGUUUAUGCUCGUGCUUUUACAUAUGAGCAUCAGUAUAAUCUGCUUCUUGGUCUAGCUGCAAAAAUGGCUGAAGAGCCAUUCAGACUUCUGAUUGUGGACUCGGUGAUUGCUCUAUUUCGUGUUGAUUUUACUGGGAGAGGAGAGCUUGCAGAUCGCCAGCAAAAACUUGCACAGAUGCUUUCCCGAUUAAUAAAGAUUGCUGAGGAAUUCAAUGUUGCUGUCUAUAUGACCAACCAAGUGAUAGCUGACCCCGGUGGUGGAGUGUUCAUAUCUGAUCCAAAGAAACCAGCAGGAGGUCAUGUGCUUGCCCAUGCAGCAACCAUAAGGCUCAUGUUUAGAAAAGGCAAAGGGGAACAGCGUGUCUGCAAGGUGUUUGAUGCCCCAAACUUGCCUGAGGCUGAAGCAGUUUUCCAGAUAACUGCAGGAGGCAUUGCAGAUGCAAAGGACUGAAGUGCAACGCCUUUCUACGACACAAGAAACAAGAAAAUACUGUAAUAUUUUAAUUUCCUGCUGUAUAUAGUCAUAGUUGGUACAAAGUGGCCGUGAUAUGCAGAAAGGAGAGGCGUGGUAUAGAGUGGUAAUGAUAAGCGUAAACAUAAUGCACUAGCAACUUAUGCUAGAAGAUGAAUGACUUCAGUAUUGAAUGUUUGAGCAAGGUUACUUUACCUGAGUGCUUUU
This is a messenger RNA of Rosa chinensis, 1379 nucleotides long. RefSeq names its product meiotic recombination protein DMC1 homolog. Gene Ontology annotation, biological process: DNA repair; DNA recombinase assembly; DNA strand invasion. Gene Ontology annotation, cellular component: nucleus; condensed nuclear chromosome. Gene Ontology annotation, molecular function: ATP binding; ATP-dependent DNA damage sensor activity; double-stranded DNA binding. The record is from RefSeq and is a predicted model, not a curated record. The coding region runs from base 129 to 1151 and encodes 340 amino acids. The transcript has 15 exons. NCBI's taxonomy places the organism in Eukaryota, Viridiplantae, Streptophyta, Magnoliopsida, Rosales, Rosaceae.